Molecule: messenger RNA, 1687 nt
Organism: Drosophila takahashii
Lineage: Eukaryota; Metazoa; Arthropoda; Insecta; Diptera; Drosophilidae
Gene: rept
Product: RuvB-like helicase 2 rept
Biological process (GO): regulation of transcription by RNA polymerase II; chromatin remodeling; box C/D snoRNP assembly
Cellular component (GO): Swr1 complex; R2TP complex; Ino80 complex
Molecular function (GO): ATP binding; DNA helicase activity; ATP hydrolysis activity
Source: RefSeq, a predicted model, not a curated record
AAUCAUUGAAACACAUGAGCAGGCCGGCGUUUUACUAUCCGAAUUCUGUGCCUAGCAACUUAUUUUAGCUCCAUAAACAACUAAAGGACAAAAUGGCUGAGACCGAAAAAAUCGAGGUACGCGACGUGACCCGCAUCGAGCGCAUUGGCGCCCAUUCGCACAUCCGCGGAUUGGGAUUGGACGAUGUUCUGGAGGCUCGUCUGGUAUCCCAGGGAAUGGUGGGCCAGAAGGACGCCCGCCGCGCCGCCGGAGUUGUAGUGCAGAUGGUGCGCGAGGGCAAGAUUGCCGGAAGAUGCAUCCUCCUGGCCGGAGAGCCCAGUACCGGCAAAACGGCCAUCGCUGUGGGAAUGGCCCAAGCACUGGGCACAGAAACCCCAUUUACCAGUAUGUCCGGAUCGGAGAUCUACUCGCUCGAGAUGAGCAAAACCGAGGCUCUAUCACAGGCGCUUCGCAAGAGCAUUGGCGUUCGCAUCAAGGAGGAAACCGAGAUCAUCGAGGGCGAGGUCGUGGAGAUCCAAAUCGAACGCCCCGCCACGGGAACGGGACAGAAAGUGGGCAAAGUGACACUGAAGACCACAGAGAUGGAGACCAAUUACGAUCUGGGCAAUAAGAUCAUAGAGUGCUUCAUGAAAGAGAAGAUCCAGGCGGGCGAUGUGAUCACCAUCGAUAAGGCCUCCGGAAAGGUCAACAAGUUGGGUCGCAGCUUCACCCGCGCCAGGGACUACGAUGCCACUGGCGCUCAGACCAGAUUCGUCCAGUGCCCCGAGGGAGAGCUCCAGAAGCGCAAGGAAGUUGUGCACACCGUGACCCUGCACGAGAUCGAUGUGAUCAAUAGUCGCACCCACGGAUUCCUAGCUCUUUUCUCUGGCGAUACCGGCGAAAUCAAGCAGGAGGUGCGCGAUCAAAUCAACAACAAGGUUCUCGAGUGGCGUGAGGAGGGCAAAGCCGAGAUAAACCCGGGUGUGCUCUUCAUUGACGAGGUACACAUGCUGGACAUUGAGUGCUUCUCCUUCCUGAAUCGCGCGUUGGAAUCUGACAUGGCCCCGGUGGUGGUCAUGGCCACCAAUCGCGGUAUUACUCGCAUCAGGGGCACAAACUACCGCAGUCCCCAUGGCAUACCCAUUGAUCUACUUGAUCGCAUGAUCAUCAUACGCACUGUGUCAUAUUCGGAGAAGGAGGUCAAGGAGAUCCUGAAGAUCCGUUGCGAAGAGGAGGACUGCAUUAUGCACCCGGAUGCCCUGACAAUUCUUACGCGCAUUGCCACGGAUACAAGCCUACGCUACGCCAUUCAACUCAUCACCACAGCCAAUUUGGUGUGUCGUCGUCGCAAGGCUACCGAAGUGAAUACCGAGGAUGUGAAGAAGGUUUAUUCCCUGUUCCUUGACGAAAAUCGUUCCAGCAAGAUCCUGAAGGAGUACCAGGACGACUACAUGUUCAGCGAGAUCACUGAGGAGAUUGAAAAAGACCCUGUUGGUGGAGGUGCCAAGCGUCGUUUGGAGGGCGGUGGAGAUGCCCAGCCCAUGGAGCACUAGGGGCCACUUUAACAUCCCAGCAACCUCCCAGUACAUUCUCAUGAAUAUUUUACGACCAAUAAAUAAGUUUCCUUGUAUCUACGAUUAAUUUGAAUGCCUUUGAUUGCGGUGUUUAUCAGGAUUGUAAUUAAUAAAAAAACUAACAUAAAAAUGGA